Molecule: messenger RNA, 1144 nt
Organism: Megalopta genalis
Lineage: Eukaryota; Metazoa; Arthropoda; Insecta; Hymenoptera; Halictidae
Source: RefSeq, a predicted model, not a curated record
GCUAUGUGUUGAACUAAGCAGUAGCUGAACUGAUAUUUAUUAUUAAAUAGGUACAUAAUCAUGUAAUUUUAAAGUGCGCAGAUAGUUUUAAAAUAUCAGUUCAAAUUUUAACGCAGUGCGAUUCAAAUUUAAGGUUUCAAUUAUCCAUAAUUAUUAAUUCUACAAAAUGUUGUACUUAUUUAGAACCUAAUUCGCGCUUGUCUAGAAUAAAUCCAACGAGUGCAUUGGUAUUUUCAUUUGCAUGUUAAGUUUUUAAAAAAUGGCUCAAAUUUUUCGUAUCUACAAACUCGACGUACCUGUACUAAUUCGUUAUUAUGGGAAUUACAACCAUUCACAGAGGUCUAAAGGCAACUAUUAUGAUAUAUUGAACAUUUCACAAGACGCGACACAAAAGGAAAUCAAAGAUGCAUUUAUAAAAAUGUCAAAGAAAAUGCAUCCUGAUAGUGGUAAGGAUGGAAGUCACGCAGAUUUCGUGAGAAUUAAUGAAGCUUAUUCCACAUUGAGUAAACGGAACAAGAAAAGAGAUUAUGAUAUGAGUUUAAAGUAUAAUUAUACUUACACAGAGAGUCCCCCUUAUCCUGAUGGUCGAAGUCGGAAAGGACCAUAUAAAACGUAUACGGACUGGGGAUUCGUAGAUCCUAACGACUACAGACAACAUAAAUCUGCAGAUAUAAGACGAUCAGUUAUGGGAUCUAUAGCUUUGAUAAUAAUUGGAACAUUCAUUCAGUUAACGUUUAUUCAUAAUAUUAUGCACAGGAAUAGGCAUUCAAUGUUAGAAAAACAAGCGAGGUAUCAAGCAGAAUAUGAGAGAAUUAAAGAAGAAGCUAGACACAGAACAUUGCAUGAGCAAAUACAAAAUUUUAAUGACAAGUAUGAAAAUUUCCAAUUCAAAUGGAGUGACAAAUAAUUUAUCAUAAUAUGCUACAACAAUGGUAGUUAUUUUAAAUUAUUCUGCAUGCUGUGAUUACGUUUAACAUGUAAAUUUAAUUCCUGAAGACAUCUGUAUAUAUUGUACAAGAUUAUAAAUUCUGCGCACUUUAUUAUUAUUUUAAAUUAUAUUGUAAAUUUGUACAGCUGAAACACGUAUAGAGAAGCAAUUUUGAAAGUGUAUUUUGUUAGUCAAAUAAAUCAGAUUGAAACAUGA